Messenger RNA from Alligator mississippiensis (American alligator), 4399 nucleotides. RefSeq names its product DnaJ heat shock protein family (Hsp40) member C5 beta (gene DNAJC5B). The record is from RefSeq and is a predicted model, not a curated record. The transcript has 5 exons. Bases 3809 to 4399 code for a protein of 196 amino acids. Lineage: Eukaryota; Metazoa; Chordata; Crocodylia; Alligatoridae.
GGCCCAGCUCCAUGCUCAGGAUAAGGAUGCCACCUGCGCUCCUGGCUGCUGCUUCUUCUCUGCAGUGGAGUAGGGGGCCAACCGCCAACCCUAACCUCCGGGAUGCCCGGCACGUCCAGCACACUGUGAUGGGGCCUCGGGGCACCAGCUCUCUGCUCCAAGCCCUGGCCACUGCUCCCUCUCUGCUGCAGGGCUGGAGGCACGGCCGACUGCCACUGCCUUCUUCUUCCAGGGCCUUCAAAGCUCUUCAGAAUGGUCUCUCUGCUCCCUCUGCUGGGUCAGCUCACCCCAGCUCUUCUUAGGCCUCCUGCAUUGUUCCCCUGAGUCACUGUCAGCAGCUCCCCAUGCCAGUUCGGCUGCUGCUUUUAUCCGCUCUGGAAGUCCCUCCCUGGCUUACAAACUGGCCAACCAAGGCUCAGGGUGGCCGGCCCCCAACUCUGGCCAUCCCCCUUCCAUGCGAAUAAGGGGACUGAAAACCCCUUCUUUCGAUUGGCUUUUCCUUUUCCACAGGGCAGGGCUCCCCUGCCCCACCCUUGGGGUCGCUCAGAGUUCACCGCCAUUUUUUCUAGCUCAGGGUAAGUAGCUCAAGCCUAUCUGGUGAGCCCACGUUGGCGGUCUGUUACAUCCUCCCUUGCCUAGACCCAUUACUGUCCCUGGUAAUGGCAGGGUAAGAUGUGUAUACAAACUUUACUGUUUCCAUGGGGUGGAAAUGGUUGCGUCCCCAGGACACCUGGAAGAUCGUACGUGAAUUUUUGCACGGGCCAUCUGUCUCACUGUGGGCAGGGGGUGCAGUCUGUGUCACAGUGGCACCCUGACUCUGGUUCCACCUCGGUGGUGGGUGCAUCUGCCGUCUCAGCUCCCACAGAAGAGGGGGAAACUUCCUGCUUCUCCUCGAAGUCCACAGUGGGCUCACCUUCCCUAGCUUUCUCAGGGGCACUAGUGGAAGCCGGUGGUAGAACCCCAUCACGAGCUCCAUCCCCCUCUCAUAACUGGGCACUCGGAACAAAUUCAAGGGCUUAAUCAUAUUCAUCCUCGGUGUCUGGUUCAUUUACAUCCCAGGAAGCACCAGUGUCCAGCUGGAACCUCUUCCUCUGUGGGGGUCACCAGCUUUCCGGAGGUUGGGGCCCCCUGUCAACUGGAGGGCUCUCCACCAGCUCUCCCACAGGCAGUAGCAUAUUACGGUGCACUGUCCAUGCUCUUCCCACCCCACUCUCAGGGGAAAUUUCAUAGACAGGUAGGUUCCCACAUUGCCGGAUCACAAUAAAGGGUUUUGCUCUCCAUCAAUCCGCGAUCUUGUGUUUCCCCAUCAAGCCCACAUUUUGGAGAAGGACUCUGUCUCCUGCUUCCAACCCCUGUUCUCGGACACAGACAUCAUAGGGUCACGUGUGCCACUGCUGGUUCUUUUGUACCAUCUCCUUAGCCAACCUGUACACCCACCACAAUCGGUUGCACAGUUGCUGGGCAUAUUGCCCAUGGGAACCAUGGCUCCCAAAAGCCUUUUCCACCCCAAAGCACAAGUCUAUGGGCCACCAAGGCUCUCUCCCAAACAUGAGGAGGUACGGACUGGCUCCCAUGGCAUCAUUCUUUGUAGAAUUGUAAGUGUGAACCAAGUAAGCUAUAUGCUGGCUCCACAAUGCUUUUUGCUCCUGAGACAGUGUCCCCAACAUGUUUAACAGUGUACAAUUAAAACAUUAUGGCUGAGGGUGUCACAGGGCACUAGGGUGCCCUGAUCCUUUAAAGAGCUGAAACUGCUAGGGAAAGAGCCCUAGCAGUGAGUUGGAAGCCCCAGCUCCUGGUUACCAGGGCAGCCAGAACGUGCUAGUGGCCCACACCUGUCAGCGGUCAGCUGACCGUAAGGGGCAGGGCCUGGCUCAUAUAUAAACCCCAUGGCUGAGGCCAGGAAUGCAGUUCCCUGCCAACAGCCAAGGGGGAAGGAGCUCUCCUCGAGUGAGCAAAGGAGAGAGGCCUGACUGCAGAUACAGCUUCUGAAACUGUUGAGGGACGGAGCACCCCGGGUGUGGCUUGAAUGAUGUUAUAGCCAGGUGGCUUGAAUUUAUGUUAUAGUCCAGGGCCUUGUGUUUUGUUUGCUGUUGUAUAAGACCGGUGGUUUGGAUGAGGCUAUUAGGGGACGAAGGAGGCCUCAUUGGGGGCCCACAGCAGUGUGGAGACCCCAGCGCCAGAGAGGGCGCACCAUUUGGGGUGCACCGGUGCCAGAGAGGGUGUGGCAUUUGGGGUGCACUGACCCUGGCACCAGUGAGGCACAAAGUGAGACAGGGCUGCAGAGAGCCCAGGGGGGACAAGGGGGCCAAAUUACAACAAGGCCCAGACCAGACAAUGUUGAUAUCAUCUGCAAGGCUUGGGGUGUGGUAAAGGGGUGGUUGGAGCCAUGCAUAGUCCAUAAGGCUAGGGUGUCCCGAAACACCCAUCGUGACAUCUGUUUUGAAGCAGGACAUAUGCGGGGUCUGGGAACCCAUGGGGUCCAGAAAAUCAUUCAAAACUGUGUCCAAGAGGACUUAAAGGCAGCCUCCCUCUUAAUCAUUCCAUCAAAGACGUGGUAGGCAAGAACAGAGGGUGCCCAUUGAGCCAACUUGGCAUGGUAAAGGGGCCUUGGGGAGAAUCACGGCCAUCCUUCAGGACUCCAUCCUGUGACAGAGGGUCCCCUUGAGGAUGGUAUGGGGUGAUCUGGGACUUCUGUAUUCCUGCGAUGGUCAGUACUUCUCACAGUAGCUUGCUUUCAAAGUCCCUUCCCUGGUCAGAGACAAUCCGAGCCGGUAGCCCAAACACUGAAAAGUACUUCUCCCAAAGCACUUUAGCAACUGUACAAGCAGUUUGGUCAUGGGUGGGGAAGGCCUGAGCAUAUCUGGUAAAGUGAUCCAUCACUACCAGCACACUGGAGUGUAUAUAUUAGCUGUCUGUUACAUACAGUACCUGACAUGUGGCACAGUUUCCUCCAUUCCAAAGGCUGACUAGCGGUUCUUCAAAGUUUUUUGAAAAAGCCCCAGGAAAUAAAUUAUUUGGGGCAAAAAGAGAGGUAAACUCCAUCAGAAAUCAAGAUGUAACUCCAACUCUUUUUUUUGGUUUAGUUGUGAAAUUUUAACAAGGAACUCAAGGAGUUUCCUAAAAAAGGUCAUCCAAGGGCUUUUAUUUUGGAAUACAUUGGGUGCAUCUACGCAUCCAUUAUUGCGCUGUAGUUACUGCACAUUAAGUUUAGUACUUGCAUAACCAAGUACUAAAUCAAUGAGCAGUAACUGGUGCUACUGUGAAGUAGCACUGAUGCACAGCAUUUUAUCGUUGCUAACCAUGCAUAGCCUAAUACUACUGCACAGUAGUGUAUUAGCAUGGUUUUUGCCCUAUAUGCUACUGCACAGUAUUAUUAGGCUACUGCGCAGUUAGCAGCUCAUGUAGAUGCACUCAUUGUAUUGUAAAGCUAUACAACAGGUAAGCCAGUAAAGUGAAUCUUAAGUCUGUAAUGUCUUCAGGCAUGUGAAAAAACAUUCUGAUGGAAGUACAACAAAUUUAAGACAUUUAUUCAAACUGGGCACAGCAGAGAAAGGAGUAAAAACAUACUCAAACAUGCAUGUAGGCAUCCUAUUUGGUGUCAUUGGCUGUCCUGUAAUAGCAGCCUUAUUCAUUAAUGUUUUAUUCAUUCUUUCAUAGGUCUUCCAAAGAGAUAACCAAGUGGAUACUAGACGAACAAAAAAUGGUAAUCGGACUCCGCUGACCUGUUUAACCCUGAAUGUGAAGGAUGAAAAGCAGCAGCCUUUCCUGUGAAACAGUGCUUCAGCAAUCUUGGUAAUGCACAGCCAAGAUGACUGAACAAAGGCAACGUGCUUUGUCAACAUCAGGAGAAGCAUUGUAUCAAAUUCUGGCUGUGGAGAAAGGGGCAACACAUGAAGAAAUUAAGAAAUCCUACAGAAAAUUGGCUCUGAAAUAUCAUCCUGACAAGAAUCCUGACAAUCCAGAUGCAGCAGAUAAAUUUAAAGAAAUCAACAGUGCUCAUGCCAUUCUGACUGACCUGUCCAAGAGAAACAUCUAUGAUAAGUAUGGAUCAUUAGGGCUGUAUGUGGCAGAACAAUUUGGUGAAGAAAAUGUUAACACAUACUUCAUGCUUUCAAGCUGGUGGGCAAAGGGCCUAUUUGCAGUUUGUGGCCUCUUGACCGGCUGCUACUUUUGCUGCUGUCUGUUCUGCUGUUUCAACUGCUGCUGUGGGAAGUGUAAACCCAAAGCACCAGAAGGUGAAGAUAAUGAAUUCUGUGUGUCUCCUGAGGAUUUGGAAGAGCAAAUUAAGACAGACAUGGAAAGAGAUGGAGAAACUCCAAUUAUACUCCAGCCGACAAAUGCAAAUGAGAAAACUCAGCUAAUUGGGGACAGCCACCGCAGCUAUCACACAGACUCAUAA